UCAUCCUUUCCCUCCCUUCCUUCGCCGUGGUUGCUGGGGGAAUCUGCUGCUGGAGACUUGGAUGGAGAAGGAGCAGGGUGACGGGGGGAUGGAGCACCGGGAGCGAGCCGACCCGCUCUCCGAGGCCGAGAGGGGGAUGAUCCUCAACACCUGGGGACGGGUCUACGAGAACUGCGAGGACGUGGGGGUGUCCAUCCUCAUCAGGUUCUUUGUGAACUUCCCUUCAGCCAAGCAGUACUUCAGCCAGUUCCGGGACAUGGAGGACCCAGAGGAGAUGGAGCGGAGCACGCAGCUGCGGAAACACGCCCGGCGGGUCAUGAACGCCCUCAACACUGUGCUGGAGAACCUCCACGACCCGGACAAGGUGGCUUCCGUCCUGGGAUUGGUCGGCAAGGCGCACGCCAUCAAACACAAAGUGGAUCCCAUGUACUUCAAGAUCCUCAGUGGGGUGAUCCUGGAGGUGCUAACUGAAGACUACCCCGACUGCUUCACCCCAGAGGUGCAAAGAGCUUGGACCAAGCUAAUGGGCGUGGUGUAUUGGCACGUCACAGGGGCCUACGCAGAGGUUGGCUGGGUCCAGUUGUCCAGCUCAGCCGUGUGA
Megalops cyprinoides (Indo-Pacific tarpon) is the source of this 601-nucleotide messenger RNA. RefSeq names its product cytoglobin 2 (gene cygb2). Gene Ontology annotation, biological process: oxygen transport. NCBI's taxonomy places the organism in Eukaryota, Metazoa, Chordata, Actinopteri, Elopiformes, Megalopidae. The record is from RefSeq and is a predicted model, not a curated record. Bases 62 to 601 code for a protein of 179 amino acids. Gene Ontology annotation, molecular function: iron ion binding; heme binding; oxygen binding. The transcript has 3 exons.